Messenger RNA from Penicillium mononematosum, 2613 nucleotides. RefSeq names its product glycogen phosphorylase (gene glpV). The coding region runs from base 1 to 2613 and encodes 870 amino acids. The transcript has 9 exons. Gene Ontology annotation, cellular component: cytoplasm. The record is from RefSeq and is a predicted model, not a curated record. Gene Ontology annotation, biological process: glycogen catabolic process. Lineage: Eukaryota; Fungi; Ascomycota; Eurotiomycetes; Eurotiales; Aspergillaceae. Gene Ontology annotation, molecular function: pyridoxal phosphate binding; glycogen phosphorylase activity.
AUGCCAACAACCAACCCAGAUUCGGUUGCACCGACCGAGACCCAACCUCGUCGGGAGCGAAGACCUUCCGUAGGAGCUCCUAUCGCCGAUCUCCAGGGACCAGUCGGCCCGGGAUUUAGUCGUCCCAAGCACAAGCGCACAUUCACCGGAUUCGGACCUGCCGAGAUUAAGAAUGUUGAAGCUAGCAUUCCUGAGCCACUGCGAGAGGCCUGGAGAAAGCACUCGGCUACUGAAUUCACCAGUAAGGAAGAUUUCGAGAAAUAUUUCGUGCGCCAUGUCGAAACCACUCUCGCUCGCUCGCUUUAUAAUUGCGAUGAGUUGGCCGCGUACUCGGGCACCGCGCUUGCUUUUAGAGACCGGUUGAUCAUCGAGUGGAACAGGACUCAGCAGCGUCAGACAUUCACCGAUCAGAAGCGAGUCUACUAUUUGUCGCUUGAGUUCCUCAUGGGACGUACUUUGGACAAUGCCAUGCUGAAUGUUGGCUUGAAGGAUGUUGCUCGAGAUGGAUUGAGCGAUCUUGGGUUCCGCAUCGAGGACGUCAUCAACCAGGAGCACGAUGCAGCGUUGGGCAACGGCGGUCUGGGACGUCUAGCGGCGUGCUUUAUGGACAGUAUGGCCACGCUGAACUACCCAGCCUGGGGGUACGGCCUGCGAUACCGCUAUGGUAUCUUCAAGCAGGAGAUUAUCAACGGCUACCAGGUGGAGAUUCCAGACUACUGGCUGGAUAACAACCCUUGGGAAUUCCCGCGACACGAAAUCACAGUCGACAUCCAGUUCUACGGUAACGUCAAAAAAUACCAGGACGAGAAUGGCAGGAUCUUGAACUCGUGGGAGGAUGGUGAGAUUGUUCAAGCCAUCGCGUACGAUGUCCCCAUUCCGGGGUACGGCACGAAGACCACCAACAACCUUCGUCUAUGGUCUAGCAAGGCCAGUAGCGGGGAGUUCGACUUCCAGAAGUUCAAUGCUGGAGACUAUGAAAGCGCAGUGGCGGACCAGCAGAGGGCGGAAACAAUCUCCGCUGUUCUAUAUCCCAAUGAUAACCUCGAGCAAGGUAAAGAACUGCGUCUAAAGCAGCAGUACUUCUGGUGUGCUGCCUCGCUGUUUGACAUCGUUCGGCGGUUCAAGAAGACAAAACGGGCCUGGGCCGAGUUCCCUGAUCAAAUCGCCAUCCAGCUUAACGACACCCACCCAACCCUUGCAAUCGUUGAGUUGCAGCGCAUUUUGAUUGAUAUAGAGGGUUUGGAAUGGGAUGAGGCGUGGAGUAUCGUGACAAAGACAUUUGGAUAUACUAAUCACACUGUCCUUCCCGAAGCGCUGGAGAAAUGGUCUGUCCCACUAAUGCAGAACCUGCUUCCGCGACACUUGCAAAUUAUCUACGAGGUGAAUCUGUUCUUCCUGCAAUCUGUUGAAAAGCGAUUCCCCAAUGAUCGGGAUAUCCUGUCGCGUGUCUCUAUCAUUGAAGAGUCGCAUCCAAAGAUGGUGCGCAUGGCCUAUCUGGCCAUCAUUGGUUCUCACAAAGUCAACGGUGUGGCCGAGCUGCAUUCAGACCUGCUCAAGAGCACUCUCUUCAAAGACUUUGUGAAGAUUUACGGACCGGACCGUUUCACCAAUGUUACCAAUGGUAUCACCCCGAGACGCUGGCUCCACCAGGCCAACCCCAGGUUGUCUGCAUUGAUUGCAGAGAAGCUUGGAGGUUAUGACUUCUUGAAGGACCUCACGCUUCUUGACAAGAUAGAAGUCUUUGUCGACGACAAAGCCUUCCGCGAGGAGUGGGCGGUCAUCAAGCGGGAGAACAAACUCCGCCUAGCCAGACACAUCAAGGCCACCACAGGAUACGAUGUUAAUCCCAAUGCCCUCUUUGAUGUGCAGGUAAAGCGUAUCCAUGAGUACAAGCGCCAGCAGCUGAACAUCUUUGGAGUCAUCCACCGCUACUUGAGCAUCAAAGCCAUGUCAGCCGAAGAGAAGAAAAGGUGGUGCCUCGGGUUUCCAUUUUCGGAGGCAAGGCAGCCCCUGGACCCGGAGGUUGGCGACCUUUUGAAGGUUAUCUUCAUCGCGGAUUACAACGUCAGCAAGGCGGAGAUUAUCUGUCCUGCUUCGGAUAUCAGCGAGCACAUCUCAACUGCCGGCACCGAAGGCAGUGGCACGAGUAACAUGAAGUUCGUCCUGAACGGCGGUCUGAUCAUCGGCACCUGCGAUGGAGCCAACAUCGAAAUCACCCGCGAAAUCGGCGAGCAGAACAUCUUCCUCUUCGGCAAUCUCGCCGAAGACGUCGAGGACCUGCGCCACCGACACUUCUACGGGGGCUUCAAGCUGGACCCACAGCUGGAGCGUGUCUUCGACGCAAUCAAAGACAACAUGUUCGGCGACAAGACCGACUUCUCUGCGCUCACAAGCUCCAUCGAAGAGCACGGUGACUACUACCUCGUCUCGGACGAUUUCAACUCCUACAUCACCACGCACGAGAUGGUCGACGAGGCCUUCCAGAAUCAGGAGGAGUGGCUGGCCAAGUCGAUUACCUCUGUCGCGCGCAUGGGAUUCUUCUCUAUGGAUCGUGUUACUAAUGAGUACGCUGAUAGUAUCUGGAAUGUCGAGCCUCUGGAUGUUACGGACUAA